AUGCUAACCUCUCUAGUCUCCCUUCUCGCGUUAACGGUCAGCGCCCUGGCUACCAAGGCGAGUGGUACCUUCCGUUCUCCCAUCGCCACGCCCAUCUUCCAGGUCGAGCCUCUCACCUACUUACCCGUCAACGUAUCACUCCCCGGCGGCGGUGGUAUUGCAGCUGUUCCAAACCUGGGUGGCACCAUUACUGGUCUGUUCGAUGGAGAGAUAGUCGGGAAUGUGACUGGCGCAACAGAGACUUUGCUUCCGGCUGGCACUGGGGAGUACACUCACUAUGAAAACAAACUAAUCUUCACCAACGACGCCGAAGACCGCAUCUUCCUCUCCAUGGACGGGAAAAUCACCUAUGCCGACAAUGCGUUGCAUGGGUUUGGGUACGCCACAUUUCAAACAACCAUCCCCGGCCUCGAGUGGACAAACUACGCUAUGUUUGUGGUAGAGUGGAUGGCGGAUUUCUUUACCAGUCAUGGCGAGGCUGAGAUCUUCUAUAUUACUACGGGUGGGAGAAUUGAUGGGAAGCCUAUUGAUGCGCUUUUGCCGCCAAAGAGGAGAUGA
Molecule: messenger RNA, 558 nt
Organism: Aspergillus calidoustus
Lineage: Eukaryota; Fungi; Ascomycota; Eurotiomycetes; Eurotiales; Aspergillaceae
Source: the annotation of a GenBank genome assembly